UGAGUCACUAGUCAUAACAUUCACAUCUGCUAUAGUUUUCAAGAUGUUGCAAUUGUUAAGAAAAAUAAGAAUGAUGUCCGUGAUACAAGAAAUUUAAAAUCUUUGAAUUAUGACGCGUUUUAAAAUACAAAAACUUCAGUUCUGUGUUUUUCUUUCGAUUUUUCUUUUGUCACAAGUAUCUACCUGCAAUGGAAAUUUGCGAGAAAAACAUCAAGAACUAAAAACAGUGCCUUUAAAUGAAGAAAAGAAAAUUAACGAAGAAUUUUCAAAAAAUGUUUCACAGGAUGCUACACAAAAAAUGCAAACUAAUGCUUCUGUUAUUAAUAACUCAAAAAAAACUACAUUUACUAUAACCUCCAAUGAAUCUUCAAAAACUGCAAUUACACCUGUAUCUACGGCUCCAAUAAACAAUGAAACACACAGACCUUCUGUUAAUACUGGAGCACUUUGGAGAGGAAUUUUGGUUAUUAUUGGACUCAGUGUACUUGCUGUAGCUUAUCUGGUUUUUCGGAACUUUAGGCUAAGCAAAACUCGUGCUCAAAUGGUCAGAAAGUAUGGUGUUCUUGCUCAUAGACAAGAUGUAGAAAUGAGACCUUUACCUUUAGAUGAAGAUGACGAGGAUGACACUACUGUAUUUGAUGCAAGUAAUAUUCCUGUACAUGGGUUACAAUCUCAACAUUCUUAAAAAAAAUAUUUUGUUUAUUUUAUUUUUUACAAAAUAAAUUUAGCAUUUUUUUAUAGAGUAUGAAUAAAUAAAAUUUUGAAGGAUUGUACAAUAUCUAAGACUGAGCAGAAUAAUGUAAAGUUGAUGGUAAAAAGGCAUUUUGUAGUUUUUUCCUCUUUCUUUUAUAUAAAGAAAAUAAUGUGAUACAAAUGUUAUUACAUAUUUUAUAAAAUCAUUUAAAAUUGAUGUUGUGCCUACAAAGCAAACUUGAUAAUACAACUGGUCUUUAUCAGAACUAAAUGUGAUACAUAUAUAUACAAUCAUUUUAACAAUUCAUUUAGAUAUAAACUGUUUGUGACAAUCGCUGAACUUUGUACUGCAAUAAAGAGCUCUCAUAUUUAGUAUAAAUAUCGUUGUUGAAAAUAAGU
Phymastichus coffea is the source of this 1092-nucleotide messenger RNA. RefSeq lists its product as uncharacterized. Lineage: Eukaryota; Metazoa; Arthropoda; Insecta; Hymenoptera; Eulophidae. The record is from RefSeq and is a predicted model, not a curated record. The coding region runs from base 110 to 685 and encodes 191 amino acids. The transcript has 3 exons.